Lactuca virosa is the source of this 848-nucleotide messenger RNA. Lineage: Eukaryota; Viridiplantae; Streptophyta; Magnoliopsida; Asterales; Asteraceae. The record is from the annotation of a GenBank genome assembly.
CAAAAGAGGCUGAAAGACGAAUUUCUCAACCUUCAAUUUUCCCCCUUAAGAUCUCUACUUUCCCCGCAAAUUUCUUUCAUCUAAUUCCUUCACUAAAACUUCUCCAGUUUUCAAGCAUCUCUCCUCAUACUUUCUUUUCUUUCUUUCUUGCAAUUUUGUUGUCAAUCUGAUUCCUCCAUUACUCCAACAACCAUGGCGAACGCGGCAUCUGGCAUGGCUGUGGAUGACGAAUGUAAGUUGAAGUUUUUGGAGCUAAAAUCAAAGAGGAACUACCGAUUCAUUACUUUCAAGAUCGAACAGCAACAGGUGAUUGUGGAUAAGAUCGGAAGCCCAGAUGAGAACUACGAGGAUUUCACAAACUCUCUCCCUCGUGAUGAAUGUCGCUAUGCUGUCUUUGACUUUGACUUUAUCACUGAUGAGAAUUGCCAGAAAAGCAAGAUCUUCUUUAUUGCUUGGGCACCAGAUACAGCGAAGGUGAGAGCAAAGAUGGUGUAUGCAAGCUCUAAGGACAGAUUCAAGAGAGAAUUGGAUGGAAUCCAAGUCGAGUUGCAAGCCACGGACCCAAGUGAGAUGAGCUUCGACAUUGUAAAAUCACGAGCACUCUAAUCAUUUACGAGAAAAAGCUUCAUCUGCUCAUGAGCUUUUCCUUAUUGUUAAUUUGUCUUCAUGAUGCAUACGCAUGCAUGAACGUUGUUAUUAAUUAUGUCUGAUUUUUUUUUCUUCUCUUUUGCUCUUUUCGCCAAUAAAUAUACAUCCAUCGUUGUAGUUUAAUGUAACAUUACCAUGCCCUCGUAUUGUAAUCUUGAAGAAAUUUGAUUUCGUUUAUCUAAAAAGAUUCUUUAUUUGUA